This is a messenger RNA of Prorocentrum cordatum, 997 nucleotides long. The record is from the annotation of a GenBank genome assembly. Lineage: Eukaryota; Dinophyceae; Prorocentrales; Prorocentraceae.
AUCGCACCCCAACCUUCAGCGCACUGUAAUGUUGGCAACGCAGGCGGUAUCAUCGAGCACCGUGGGCAUCAGCGGUGCGAGCGACAUCUCUGUUUCUUUUAAUGACAAGCACCAUCUUCUCCGCCGCCCUUCGCUUGGGUCAGAUUGUCGAGAAGGAGCCUUGAUACAACCCGUGAUGGACAAAUAUGGACGGCGAGAAUGGGCGGCGGAGUCGGAACAGAUAGAGACCCAGCGCGGUGCGGGCCAGUAGCCACACCAACAAUUGAGCUAGGGCGCACCUUGAGCUCGGUGGACCAGAUUCAAUGCCUUACUUAUGCAAGCGAAUUCUGCUGCCAGCGGUCACCUUUGUCACCGCGGCGCGCUUGGCUUCAUUGACAAAUGUCGCCGAGAGUGGAAUGGAAGGUGAAGAUGGCUUACCACCCAGAUCAGCAGCAAUAGCAGCAGGUAAAGAUCUGACAUGAGAUCUCUGGGACGCCCAUGACUGCGAAUACGAUGGGCGCGUGCAAUAUUCAUAUGCUGCGACCCCCGCGAAGAGUUACUUCUGAUCAAGAGCAUACGGUGCACAAUCCCAAAGUCAGACCAUAGACGAUAUGGAGCCAUGAACGCAUGUUUGGACACUGUAUGAAUGUGGUAUGGAACGGGACCGGUUGGCCUGAGGCCCCCGCUAAACGCAGGGCUUCCUCCAGCAUGCUCGCAGGCGUCGCAAACGACAAAAUCUCAGAUCGGCUGCUUGCAUGCACGGCCGCGGGCGCGUGCCAAUCAGAAGUCGCAUGCGUCUAUGCAGCCUGCCUCGGUGGCAAGCGUUGCCAGCCGAUCGGGGCUACCUACUGGCCGCUGAGCACCACGCCUGCGUACCCUCCGACUCCGCGGCAGCCGCGGCAGCGCUGAUGGCCUCUAGCAUCGCCUGGCUCGGGGUCGGCGCUGGGAGUCCUCCCGUCGCCCAAGCAUGAUUGGUUGCGUUCGUGUCGAUCUGGCGAAGGACGGCCAGGGCGUCCUC